GCCAACUCUUUUAUAGAGUACUCACUUUUUCUCCAAAAGUGCACCGAAGCUUUGGCUUGUUCUGUUCCUUUCCCGAAAUAAAUAUCACCACCAUGGCCAAGGCGAAGGACACAUCCUCAUCGGUUCUUCCUCCGAGGAGACGAAGUCAACGAAGCUGUGUUGUUGCCGAUCGUGCCAAGAGAGACUGUCAAGCCAAGCGAACACAACGACAGAUGAUUGCCAAUGCCAAAAAGAGCGACGGGGAGUACCAAAAGCGAUUGACCAAGUUUCUGGACGCUCAAGCCACAAAGCGAAAAACAUAUUACACCAGCGCCAAGGCAUCCAGGCUCAUUGUGUAUCCAGAAUUAAACAUCGAGGGAGACUGUACACCACCCAAAACGAAAACAUUUCAACUUCAAAGACGCGACAAGACUCCUCCAGGCAAUGAUACUACAAAGUGGAGACCGCAUCUUCCCAAGGUACCCCAGGCAGAUACACCAUGGACCCCAGAGCCUACUCCUCCAAAAAACAAAAUGAAUCCACUAAUAACUUCAACGAAACACAAAUGCGGUAUGGUGGUGCCAGACAUUGUCGGUUGCCAUCGUCAACCAUACAUUGUACGAGUGUGCCUUUCCUUGACAGACCACACACAAACGGCUCAUUGAUACGGUCUCCUCAACGAACUCAAUUCAUGGGAGAAGAAGCAGGUGGUCAAAAUCAAAAGGGCGUUCCGUCAGGACGUGGAUGGGCUGUCGGUCGAUGAGGGCAAAUAAUAUAUUCCUGCUAUCCACUACAGUAACUAAAUGACAAAGUCGAGUUUCCAGUACCAUACAAGAUAGAUAUCCA
Molecule: messenger RNA, 825 nt
Organism: Seminavis robusta
Lineage: Eukaryota; Bacillariophyta; Bacillariophyceae; Naviculales; Naviculaceae
Source: the annotation of a GenBank genome assembly